This is a messenger RNA of Scatophagus argus, 2711 nucleotides long. Its product is annotated as protocadherin gamma-A10-like. Gene Ontology annotation, biological process: homophilic cell-cell adhesion. Gene Ontology annotation, molecular function: calcium ion binding. Gene Ontology annotation, cellular component: plasma membrane. The transcript has a single exon. The record is from RefSeq and is a predicted model, not a curated record. Lineage: Eukaryota; Metazoa; Chordata; Actinopteri; Scatophagidae. Bases 219 to 2711 code for a protein of 830 amino acids.
UGGUCAGCAAAACGAUUUCAGUGUUCACAGGCAGCCUACCACCCUCUCUCACUGCCGUACUUUUGCACGACAGCGGAGAUACUGUCCUUCUGGGGAGACAGGGAGUGAAGUGCGUUUUUUUGCGCAUUUGUCUUUGGAAUAUACCAGGAGCACGUUGUUAUCUAAGAGCAGUCCCGUAUAUUUAAGCUGGACUACAAAGUCGUGUUUAUUUUCUUCGUAUGAGGACGCAGCAUUCAUCUAUUGUUUCCGACAUGGCAACCCGAGGCCAUCCCUUCCCUGGAAGUGUAAGAUGGCGAUUUUCUUCUACGUUACGAUGCCAAGUAGGGUUUGUCAUUUUGCUUAUAUUUAUGGUUGAAAGAGUAGCCGGUCAGAUUCGUUAUUCCAUUCCAGAGGAGAUGAAAAAAGGCUCCGUCAUUGGCAAUGUAGCACAAGAUCUCGGUCUGGAUCUGAAACGGCUCCGCUCUGGCCGUGCCCGUAUCGUGAGUGGGGAAAACAUCCAGUACACGGAGCUACAGACAGACAAAGGGAUUCUCGUCGUGGAUGAGAGAAUAGACCGAGAGCAGCUUUGUGGGGACGUGACACCGUGCAGCCUUAGCUUUGAAAUCAUUUUGGAAAAUCCAAUCGAACUUCAUCGAGUCACAGUCGAAAUUUUAGAUAUAAACGAUAAUACCCCUUUCUUUCCAAAUAAAGACAUUCAGUUUGAGUUAAGCGAAUCUGCUACAAUUGGAGCAAAAUUUCCUGUUGAAAGCGCAGUUGACCCUGACGUCGGAGUGAACGCGUUACAAAAUUACAUCCUGGCUCCGAAUCAUUAUUUUGUUCUCAAACAACAUUCAAAUCCAGACGGCAGUAAAUACGCUGAGCUGGUGCUGCAGAAGCCAUUAGACAGAGAGGAACACCCCAGUGUCUUUCUAAAAGUAAUAGCUGUUGACGGCGGAAACCCACAGAGAUCUGGUACGGUGGAUAUAAAGGUGACAGUUUUAGAUGCAAACGAUAAUGCCCCAGUAUUCAAUCAGUCCGUUUACAGGGCCGUCGUCGUUGAAAAUGCGCCUAAAGGGACUUACAUUACAACAGUGAACGCUACUGACACGGACAUUGGCAGUAACGGGGAAAUAAUAUUCAGCUUUGCGAAAAUCAAAGGCAAUAAGGUAGAUAUGUUUAGUAUCGAUGAAAACACGGGUGUCAUUUCAGUUACUGGACUUAUAGACUUUGAAAAAGAGAAAAAAUAUGAACUUAGGUUAGAGGCGAGGGAUCGAGGAGGUUUGACGGGGACCAGUAAAGUUAUAAUUGAUGUCAGUGACGUCAAUGACAAUGCUCCAGUGAUUAAUAUCAUGUCAUUUUCUAAUACUGUAUCGGAAGAUGCCCCUCUUGGCACAACAAUAGCUGUUAUCAAUGUGAAAGACGCCGAUUCAGAGAAAAACGGACAGAUAAAGUGUAGCACAGACAAAAUGCUUCCGUUUAAAAUCCAGUCGUCAUUAACCAACUACUAUAAUUUGGUAGCUGAUGAGCAUUUUGAUCGAGAGACGACCUCUGAAUACGACAUUACCGUAAUCGCGACCGACUCAGGGUCUCCUCCUCUUUCUAGCUCCGUCACAUUGCAGCUUAGAAUUUCUGACGUAAACGAUAACGUUCCAUUGUUUGACAAGAACUCAUAUUCUGCUUACGUCAUGGAGAACAAUUCACCUGGAAUGUCCAUCACCUCUGUCAGUGCGAGAGACUCUGACUGGAACCAAAACGCAAGAAUCUCCUACUUCCUGGAGGACGCGCAAAUCGGUGGCAAUCCAGUGUCUAACUGUGUGUCCAUAAACUCUGAAACUGGAGUUUUACAUGCAGUGCGUUCAUUUGAUUAUGAGCAAAUCAAAGAACUUCAGCUUGUAGUCAGAGCGCAGGAUGGAGGCUCCCCUCCUCUCAGCAGUAACGUGACAGUGAAAAUCCUGAUCCAGGACCAGAACGACAACCCUCCUCAGGUCCUGUACCCAGUCCAGACCGGCGGCUCUAUGGUGGCCGAGAUGGUGCCUCGUUCAGCAGAUGUGGGCUACCUGGUGACUAAAGUGGUGGCUGUUGAUGUGGACUCUGGGCAGAAUGCGUGGCUGUCGUAUAAACUGCAGAAAGCCACAGACAGGGCGCUGUUUGAAGUGGGCUUACAGAAUGGAGAAAUAAGAACUAUCCGCCAAGUGACUGAUAAAGAUGCUGUGAAACAAAGACUGAGUGUUAUAGUGGAGGACAACGGGCAGCCCUCUCGUUCAGCUACAGUCAUUGUUAACGUGGCGGUGGCGGACAGCUUCCCUGAAGUGCUGUCGGAGUUCACUGACUUUGCACACGACAAGGAGUACAAUGACAAGCUGACUUUUUACUUAGUGUUGGCUUUGGCUGUGGUUUCCUUCCUGUUCAUCACGUGUUUGGUGGUUAUUAUAUCAGUGAAAAUCUACAGAUGGAGACAGUCUCGCAUCCUGUAUGAGUCCAAGCUCCCUGUGAUUCCAUAUUAUCCACCACGUUACUCAGACACUUUGGGGACAGGGACUCUGCAACACGUGUACAAUUACGAGGUGUGCAGGACGACUGACUCCAGAAAGAGUGACUGUAAGUUCGGCAGAGCUGGUAGUCAGAACGUGCUGAUAAUGGAGCCCAGUUCUACAGGGACGAUGCAGCGGGUACAGAGUGACAAGAGCAUCCUGGACGAACCAGACUCUCCUCUGGAGGUGAGACUGCUGUAA